UUUAAUUAUUUACCGUACGCACUCGUGCAAAGUACCAGAUAUUCAUUUUUAUUUACACAGCAAAUUAUUAGAUAAAAUAUUUUGUACCUAGUACAGAAACUCUGGUAGGAAUACUUAAUUAUGUAUGUAUUCUCCAACUUGAAAAAUCUGUACAAAAAUAUUUCGUCGAGUGUUGACUUCUCAAAGUGUUAGAAUUCAUAAACAGUGAAACAGUGAAAAAAAAAAUCAUCAUGAACGAAAAACUGCCAACGGAAUAUAAACUAUACAAGAGAAGAUGGUUCAUCAUGGCGCUCUUCAUGAUGUAUACCAUUAAUGGAGGAGCUCAAUGGUUACAAUUCUCCAUAAUCAACAAUUUAGUCUCAAAAUACUACGAAGGAAUCACGCCUACGCAAAUUGACUGGACAGCGACUUGCCCCAUGCUGGCUUACAUACUUUUGAUUUUCCCUUCGCUUUAUUUAUUGGACAAAGUGGGAGUAAGAAACAUGAUGAUAAUUGGUGCAGCCGGCAUCACAGUUGGAACCUGGAUCAAAGUAUUCUCCGUACACCCUGAUACAUUUUAUCUGGCACUAACUGGGCAUUUCUGCCAAGCUGUAUUUCAAGUUAUGACAUUCUCAUUAUCAGCUCGUUUCACGGCAAUUUGGUUCGGAGCUCAUGAAAUAUCCACAGCCGGAGCCUUAGGAUUGUUUGGAGAUCAGUUAGGUUCAGCUUUAUCGUGUAUCCUUCCAACAAUAAUAGUCAAAGAUGGUUCUCGUGAAGAAAUCGGAAACGGUCUGCAGAGAAUGCACUGGUACUUUUCUGGUAUUUCCACCGUUAUCCUCUUAUUCAUGGUGUUAUUUUUCAAAUCAGCUCCUAAAUCUCCACCGAGUGCGGCUCAAGAAAAACAACGACAAUCUAAAAGAGAGAACGUUUAUCGAGCUGCUAAAUACAUCCUGAAGAAACGAUCGUUUCUGCUCAUAGCUUUAUCGUAUGGAUUAUGCCUCGGAUCAUUUGGUGCAAUUGUGGCUCAUUUGAACGCACCUGUAUUGCUGAAUUUUCCGGAAAGAGAGCAAAAUGCGGAUGCUGGAAGUAUAGGAUUUGUAAUAAUGCUCAGCGGAAUGUUCUCUUCUCUGGUAUUUGGGAAAAUUAUUGAUAAAACACGUAAAUUCAAAGAAUCUGCGGUAUUGCUGACAAUAGGAUCGACAAUCGCAUUUACAUUCUUUACAUGGGCUCUGAGGUCCGGUAACAUAAUCUACGUUUACGUUGCAGCAUUUUUCAUCGGAUCUUUCGCCCAGAGUUAUUACGCGACCGGAUUUCAAAUGGUUAUCGAGGUGACUUUUCCAGUAUCCGAAGAGAUCUCCUCGGCGGUUUUAUUUCUAAUCGUACAAGUUCUAAGUUACACAUUCACUUCUUUAUAUGGACCAGCGAUCAGAACAUUUGGUGACUUGCCAUCGAAUAUAGCUUUAAUAGCGACGUUUUCAACCAGUGUAUUGUGCGCCAUCAUGGUACCUUCGAAUUUAAAAAGACAGCAAGUUGAAAAAUCUGCGCAGGAGAAAAUGAUUCAAGGAAAAGAAAUGACAGAUUUAAUAUCGAAUAAUAAAAAUUCCAACGAAGUGGUCUGAUAACAUGAUGAGUAAUUGUUUUCAAAUGACAACGAGUUUUAGAAAAUCUCGCGAGGAAAAUUCAUAAAUCUGCACAGAUUCAUUGUGAUACUCGUAGAUAGAGGAGGAGAGUAGUUUUCUAUUCUAUACUCUUAUUCAAUGUUGUAUAUAAUACUCAAAUAAUAUUUUGUAUAUUUCUGUU
Molecule: messenger RNA, 1779 nt
Organism: Planococcus citri (citrus mealybug)
Lineage: Eukaryota; Metazoa; Arthropoda; Insecta; Hemiptera; Pseudococcidae
Product: heme transporter FLVCR2-like
Exons: 7
Coding region: 231-1598 (455 amino acids)
Biological process (GO): heme export; transmembrane transport
Cellular component (GO): membrane
Molecular function (GO): heme binding; heme transmembrane transporter activity
Source: RefSeq, a predicted model, not a curated record